Messenger RNA from Lutra lutra (Eurasian river otter), 11607 nucleotides. RefSeq names its product diacylglycerol kinase iota (gene DGKI). Gene Ontology annotation, cellular component: nucleus. Gene Ontology annotation, biological process: intracellular signal transduction; diacylglycerol metabolic process; regulation of synaptic transmission, glutamatergic. Gene Ontology annotation, molecular function: protein binding; ATP-dependent diacylglycerol kinase activity. NCBI's taxonomy places the organism in Eukaryota, Metazoa, Chordata, Mammalia, Carnivora, Mustelidae. The record is from RefSeq and is a predicted model, not a curated record.
AUGGAUGCUGCGGGAAGGGGCUGCCAUUUGCUGCCCCUGCCAGCGGCGCGCGGACCUGCUCGCUCUCCCGCAGCGGCGGCCGCCGCCCGCGCUGUCAGCCGGCCCGGCCUCUGCAGCGCCGCCGCCUCGGCUCCCUCCGCGGCCGCGGGAGCGGUCGCCAUGAACCCCAGCUCCUCGGCGGGAGAGGAGAAGGGGGCGACGGGCGGCAGCAGCGGCGGCGGAAGCGGCGCCGGGAGCUGCUGCCUGGGCGCCGAGGGCGGCGCGGAGCCGCGGGGCGCGGGGGCAGCGGCGGCGGUGGGGGCCGCUGCCCUGGAAGAGCCCGCGGCCGCCGGCCCGAAGGAGAAGGACGAGGCGCUGGAGGAGAAGCUGAGGAACUUAACUUUCCGGAAGCAGGUCUCUUACAGGAAAGCCAUCUCCCGGGCAGGCCUACAGCACCUGGUUCCCGCACAUGCCCUCAGCCUCCCUGUGGCAAACGGCCCGGCGAAGGAGCCCAGAGCGACUCUGGACUGGAGCGAGAAUGCCGUGAAUGGAGAGCACCUGUGGCUGGAGACCAACGUCUCAGGAGACCUGUGUUACCUGGGAGAGGAGAACUGCCAAGUCAGAUUUGCAAAAUCGGCCCUGAGGAGGAAGUGUGCGGUCUGUAAGAUCGUCGUCCACACCGCCUGCAUUGAACAGCUAGAAAAGAUUAAUUUCAGAUGUAAACCAACAUUUCGAGAAGGGGGCUCAAGAUCACCGAGAGAAAACUUUGUGCGUCAUCACUGGGUACACCGGCGUCGGCAGGAGGGAAAAUGUAAGCAGUGUGGUAAGGGCUUCCAGCAAAAAUUCUCCUUCCACAGUAAAGAGAUUGUGGCCAUCAGCUGUUCCUGGUGCAAGCAGGCGUUUCACAAUAAGGUGACCUGCUUCAUGCUGCAUCACAUUGAGGAACCCUGCUCCCUGGGGGCUCAUGCUGCUGUCAUUGUCCCGCCCACCUGGAUCAUUAAGGUGAAGAAACCUCAGAACUCGCUAAAGGCUUCGAAUCGGAAGAAGAAGAGGACCAGCUUUAAAAGGAAAGCCAGUAAAAGAGGGACAGAACAGGAAAACAAAGGUCGUCCUUUUGUGAUAAAACCUAUCUCUUCUCCUCUCAUGAAACCGUUGCUUGUGUUUGUGAACCCCAAGAGCGGAGGCAACCAGGGAACCAAAGUCCUGCAGAUGUUCAUGUGGUACCUGAAUCCACGGCAGGUGUUUGAUCUUUCUCAGGAGGGGCCCAAAGAUGCGCUUGAGUUGUAUAGGAAAGUACCAAAUCUGCGAAUUCUGGCGUGUGGUGGGGAUGGAACGGUGGGCUGGAUCCUUUCUAUUCUGGAUGAACUGCAGCUGAGCCCUCAGCCUCCCGUCGGGGUCCUUCCUCUGGGGACUGGGAACGACCUGGCCCGAACUCUCAACUGGGGAGGGGGCUACACUGAUGAACCUGUCUCUAAGAUCCUUUGCCAAGUAGAAGAUGGGACAAUUGUACAGCUAGAUCGCUGGAACCUCCAUGUGGAAAGAAACCCAGACUUGCCUCCAGAAGAACUUGAAGAUGGCGUCUGUAAGCUUCCUCUGAAUGUUUUCAAUAAUUACUUCAGCCUUGGAUUCGAUGCCCACGUCACACUGGAGUUCCAUGAAUCCAGAGAAGCAAAUCCAGAGAAAUUUAAUAGUCGUUUUCGAAAUAAAAUGUUCUAUGCAGGGGCAGCUUUUUCUGAUUUCCUACAAAGAAGUUCUAGAGAUCUAUCCAAACAUGUUAAAGUUGUUUGUGAUGGAACAGAUCUCACUCCAAAGAUUCAGGAACUGAAGUUCCAGUGUAUAGUAUUUUUAAAUAUACCCAGAUACUGUGCUGGCACAAUGCCCUGGGGGAACCCAGGAGAUCACCAUGACUUUGAACCUCAGCGUCAUGAUGAUGGUUAUAUUGAAGUCAUUGGAUUCACUAUGGCCUCUUUGGCUGCCCUGCAAGUUGGAGGCCAUGGGGAAAGGCUACACCAGUGUCGGGAGGUCAUGCUGCUCACUUACAAGUCCAUCCCCAUGCAAGUGGACGGGGAGCCCUGUCGGUUGGCCCCAGCUAUGAUUCGGAUCUCCUUGAGGAAUCAAGCCAACAUGGUACAGAAGAGCAAGAGGAGAACAUCCAUGCCUUUACUCAAUGAUCCCCAGUCUGUCCCAGACCGCCUGAGGAUCCGGGUGAACAAAAUCAGUUUACAAGACUAUGAAGGAUUCCACUAUGACAAAGAGAAACUUCGGGAAGCUUCUAUCCCUCUGGGUAUUCUAGUUGUGCGUGGAGACUGUGAUUUGGAGACUUGCCGUAUGUACAUAGACCGCCUACAGGAGGACCUGCAGUCAGUUUCUUCUGGCUCCCAGAGAGUUCAUUACCAGAUGUUUCCGUGUCCAAGAUGGCUGCCAUUAGCAACCAGGGCUGCAUGUGUCUUCUUCACAUCCAGGAAAGACCACGAGACCUCCUUCCCCAGGGCACUCUCAGCUCAGAGACUCUCACCACGGUGGUGCUUUCUAGACGCAACUUCUGCUGAUCGCUUUUACCGAAUAGACAGAUCUCAGGAACAUUUGCACUUUGUGAUGGAGAUUUCCCAAGAUGAGAUUUUUAUUCUGGACCCAGAUAUGGUGUUGUCACAGCAGGCGGGUACACCUCCAGGAAUGCCGGACCUGGUCGUGGAGCAGGCCUCGGGAAUGUCCGACUGGUGGAACCCCGCCCUACGGAAGCGCAUGCUGAGCGACAGCGGGCUGGGAACCGGAACCCCGGAGUAUGACGACUCAGAUUUGAGAGACUUCAGCCACUCCCGUGUGCUACAGUCACCAGUCUCUUCAGAAGAUCACGCAAUUUUGCAGGCAGUAAUAGCUGGUGAUCUUAUGAAGCUAAUGGAAAGCUAUAAAAAUGGAGGCAGUCUGCUAAUUCAGGGCCCGGACCACUGCUCCCUCCUUCACCACGCAGCCAAAACCGGCCACGGGGAGAUCGUGAAAUAUAUCCUGGACCACGGACCUUCUGAGUUAUUGGAUAUGGCAGACAGCGAAACGGGUGAGACCGCACUGCACAAGGCUGCCUGCCAGCGGAACCGGGCUGUGUGCCAGCUUCUGGUGGACGCGGGAGCAUCUCUGAGAAAGACGGACUCCAAGGGUAAGACACCUCAAGACAGAGCCCAGCAGGCUGGAGACCCAGACUUGGCUGCUUACCUAGAAAGCCGCCAGAACUAUAAGAUCAUUGGCCAUGAGGACCUGGAAACUGCUGUUUGACGCUGGUAGAUCACAAAGAGAACCUGAGCAAGUGUAUCACCCGUGCCCUCCCGGCAAUUGGGCAGCUCCCCUGGAAGAAGCUAUUGGAAUCCACAAAGAUGUCUUUCUCUGCAAGAAUCUGAGACCAUGCCACCAGUUGUUAAGGGCUACCAGACAUACAACAGAACACGAUAGCCCGCUGAGGAAGAGGCAGGAUACCUGGAGAUUUGUGGAAUACACAUUCCACAAAAUUUGAUCCUUAUUGCUUCCAGCAAGUAGCAUGAACUGCUGUGUUCACCUGUAUAAUUUAUUUUCGAGAUUCACAGGAUGUUCGUACAAAUGGCACCGCUCCCUCCUCCCCCAUGCAUUCACGAUUCCUCUGUACCACACAAUUCUACUGCAACUACCCACCAUUCCAAAAAAAAAAUAUAUAUAUAUAUAUAUGAUCUGCUGUCUUACACUCAGUCUCUGAAGACCACAAGACACUCUGGAGGUCUCUGAAAGCCCUCUGGAUGUCCUGCAAAAACGCAACUGUAAAGCUGCUCCCAUUUCCAAGACGAAAUAUACCAAGACUAUUAGUGACUCUUUGCAUGUCUCCCCUCCCUCCCUCAUCCCUUGUCAUUCUGUAGGAGCUGGGACGUGCCACAUGGAUAAUGUGAACGUGUGUGCUAUAUCUCUGAGGUAUGGUGAGGUGGCAUGGGAGGGAACCCGGGGGCCGGCCCUGGCUGCGGGGCGGUUGCUGAUAGCCACGAAGGACUGGUUCAGCUUGGGCUGUUUGCACAACCCCAUACUGCCUACGUGUAGCCAUCUUUGCCUUUUGCUGUGAUAGAGACGAGCAAAGGAUUAAAUGAAGGCCCACGGCUGGUUUGGUGGAAUCACUGGAUUUUAAGUGCUGUUGAAGUUGCUGAGCAGAAAACCAUGUGUGGGGACUGUGGUUACAGGAAAUGGAGCACUGUGACAGCGUUUGCUUCUAGACUUUCUCGAGUGAUAAUAGAAAGCAGGCUAAUUGACUUGAAAUAAAACAGCCAAUGCAAAAGUAGCAACAUAUGUCAAAAUAACUCACUUAAGCAAGAACACAGUCACUGGCGUGUUGCACGGAGGCUAAUAAGUAGAGACUCUUGGGUGUAGUGGUGAGAGGGGUCCCAUUUUAGGUUUUCCUUCUAAGUGUUUGGUUUUGAUUACCCCGAGUAAGCCUUAUCCCAAGGACAAAGCCUUGUUUUAUGAGUUCCACUGCCGAAUUUCCAGGAUGGCUGUGUCUUCCCAAUGGACGCUUCACCUUUUACUUGUCAGGUCCCAAGGUCAUGCCUGAUGGCACUGCAACCCCAUUUCUUACAUACGGGGUAGUCUAAUGUAUUCUUUUCUCUGUUUCCCCCUACCAGGAAAUUCUUAGUAGAAACCCACUGUGGGAGCCCUAACCAGAAAUGUGUCUUCUGGCAUUGGAAUUACAACUUUGAAUCCCACCACAGAUCACUUGGUACUUACAGGUCCCUCUAGUAGAGACUCUGUGAUAACUACAAGAGCAGGAGGAAAGGGCUCCUAACUUUCAGUGAAGAUGUCUUCUUGACUUGGGCAGAAGUCAGAAAUGAAAGUGGGUGAUCCAGGGUUUCAGACUAAAGCUGAUGUCUUCUGAGCUUUCUUCCAUUUUGUUCUUAGACACAAACAAAGUGCUUCCCUAGCGUCUCUGCAUGUGAACAUAUAAAUGAUUCUAUUUCCGCAUUCACUUUAAAGGUCCAGUGGUGACACGUUGCUUACCUGAAUCGCAUUUUGGUCACAUAUCAUUUUGAGAGGACAGAUAGGAAAACUGUAUUAAGGAGGAAUAGCUUCUCUGGGGAUGGGGAUAAAGGAUCUCUUUAGCUGUUUCAAAAUAAAAUUAUUGGUGUUAUUUCUAGCUGUGGAAGCAUAGGUUGGUUAUGAGUAAUUUCCAUCUAUCAGUCUUUGAGAUGGAAUUAUCUGUUGGGUUUUAUGGUGAGGUAAGGAGGAUGGCAGUAGAUUGUUUCCAGAAACUGGAAAAAAAAUAGGCUCCAGGAGAAUUUAAUCCCUGGGCUUCAUCUGGGAGUUUUUCAGUUGGUAGGACUGUCAGAGAGAGGUGGUGAUGACAGAAAUAUAGUCCUUGAAACAGACUGGCAUCUGGCUUUGAAUGGUGCCUUCCAUUCCCUAGAUUGGGCCAAAUAGUUGGCCACACAGUUGGUUACCCAGAUGCCAUCUCUGGGAUGAAGGGCUAUUUUCACCAACUACCAUCUCCUAUUUCUUUGUGAUGUUUCAAAGCAGCCCAGAGAGAAUUUAGGGUAUAGAUGGCUACAGGCCAGUUUAAAUAGGUCCAACUGAAGUCACAGUAAAUUCCUGGUAUGAAAAUAGAUAAAGUAAUGACUACUGUAGGGGUUCUUAUACAUUUGGAAAUCACUCCGAGCUACCCCCCCACAAAAGAGUUCUGUAUUAUGGAUGGGAAACUAUGUACAGCCAAGGCAAAUAUCUUUUUGAAAAAGCAAAGACCCUCAGGACUUGGGUUUUCCAACAAAAGAACAUCAAAAAUGAACAGAACGGUUACAUAGUUAAUGGAUUCAAUAUUAAACCUACCUCCUGUAGCAUUUUUAAAGUCCUGGCCUUCAGAAGGAGCUGGGGCCAUAUGCUCCAGGAGUUUCCAGCUCAGCUCAAGCAUAUAGUAUCCCCUUUAGUGGGCCAUCAGAAAGGGCAGAAACCAGUGGUCUGGCCCUGGUCUGUAUCUGGAAACCCACAAACAUUUAAAGGACAUAAAACUGUAUACUUAUAGGAAUACCAUUUUCCACAAACCCUCUCAGGACAGUGCUGGAGCGUGGCUGGCUUAGCGGCCUGUCGUCCUCUGUGCUUGGCUCUGAAGAGCCCUUCGUGGGCUGAUGCUGUCUGCUCAGGGCUUCCAUUUGUGGGUUUCGGUUGAUAGGGAGGAGUAUGAGAAAUGGAAAGUUAAUUCAAGACAACAGGAGAGAACCUUCAGGUCGUUAUUUUCAGAACCACAUAUUCCAGAAGUACACAUUUAAUGGAAUAGAACGUGGUUUAGAACCCAGCCUCCCCCAGUGAAGCUGUACUUUAUCACAUUCAAGGACUGAUAGAAAACAAAACAAACAACAGCCACAACAAAAGAAGCCAAGAAGGAAAUAAACACCAUGGCCACGAAUUUCACUUUGAGAGUUCUGGUUCCCUUUAUGGAGGCUAUAACCUAAAACCCAUGCAACUUCUGAAGAAGAGAAAUUAGCUGGCAACUGCAUGGCCAUGACCUUAGUGACUGGUGAUGGAAAGCCCCCACACAAGCCCUGGCUCCCUAGCCCAUCAUGGUGGCUGGCCUUAGCACGUAAGCGGACGUGUUGGCAUUGGGAGAUACAAGCAGUUUGCAUUUGGACCUUGUAACCGUUUCUUUGCCUAAAGGAUUUCUGACAUUCAUUUCCUAGACUUCUCAUAAUAUCCAGGUUUUAUAAUAAUGUGGGGCAGCAGUUUUAUUUUUUUUUACAUGUCAAUUUUAUUUCAAAUAUAUAGAUUUUUUAAUCCUAAAGGUAGAACAUGCUUUUUAUAGGAAAAAAAAAAGUUCUAAUAGCACAGAUGAAAAUCACGGGCAAGGUCAAGGUUUCCUCUGUGCUCCUAUAGAGACCCAAGUCCCACUCCCCAGAGAUAAACAGUGUUAACACUGAUCAACAUUGUUGCUUGCAAGUUAUAUCAGAAAGACUCUGUACAUACAGCUCCCCGCCCCCGCCACACACACAUAGAAAUGUAUUUAUUUGUAUACAUAUGUAUGUAUGGUGUCUAUUUAUACAUAUGCUAUACACACUUUAUUGCAUAGGUUUCCAGUAGACAAAACAUUUUAGAAGCAUGCUAACCAUCUCUCUAUGUAUAGUAAAGCAAGCAAAGACAAACUAACAGGAAAUUUUCCUUUAUUCGUUGUUGUUUUUACGGCUGCUAAGCUGAGUUCUCUUACUGUAGCCGCUCCAAUUACACAUGGCGUUUGCUAUUGCCUGCCUGUGUCAUAAAAUCCAUGACCAAGAGGUCUUGUGAUUGUUUAGGUUACCUACCAUGAAGCAUGAGACCUACCCGAGCCCAGAGUCUGGUCUGUGCUAUUUUUCGAUCACAAAUAAAGAGUUUAUUUCUCUGUCAUGCUCAUUCCACUUGACAAGGCUGACUUUGCAGGGCUAACACUCCCUACGUUGCCUAAUGAUAUUUAAUGCGGGCAUGCUGCUGCCAGGAAGCUGUAGGAACUUGGGUACGGGCAAGGGUCUGAGGAGCCUGGCUUGCUUCCCGUGGGAGUAGUUCACGAAAAUCACUGAAAACAGUGCCAUCUUUAAUUCAGUUGUGCUGUUUAAAAAUGAGAUAGAUCAUUGUUGAAAUAAUGCACCAUAGCCAUCAAAUAAAACCAAUUGCUCUAUUUAAAUGGGUUAUUUUCAGUUUGGGUAAGAAAAAUGUAGAACAUGUAUUAAAUGAGAGACUUUUCUAACUGUAUAAAAUCGUUUCUACCCAGGUCUCACUAGAACCUUCUCUGAAUCUCUCUACCUUCUCAUUCUCUGAAUUCCAUAUUCAGCUGAUUGCUGUAGUUUUUUCUCUGUCUGGUCUCUCAGAUGGACUUUGGCCCCAUCCCAUUCUGUGUCCUGAUCUUCACUGAUCUCUAGUCCCUCUAGUUUCUGACCUUGUCAAGAGUCCUCCUGGGCUUCUGGCCACCACCUUCAGUCAUUUUGUCAUACAGACACCCAAAUCUUCCCCAGGUAUUCUGCUCAAGAUGGAUCAGAAUGAAAUUACCCUCUGGGACAAGUAUCCAUUUUGCCUGAAGGACAAAUAUAUGUCCACUGACUUUGAUCACCCUAUAGAGUUACAACAUGCCUUAUUCUGAGAAGCCAUCUGCCAUAGAAGUUUAGCACACGUAUGUCUUAGUCCUUCUGUGGUUGUCCACGAUCAUGGUGGCUUCUUCCACAUCCAGUGACGUAAACCAUGUGUUCCCCUAAAUCACCUAGAUGACUGGAUUAGAUACGUGUUAUACCCCUAGUGGCCAUCCAUGGAUUUUAGACUGUCUCCCCAGAGUUUACUGAGAACCCUAAAAAUAGGAACCGAGCAAGGAGGAGUGCCCUCAGAACACCCACUCUCCCAGAACACAUAGCACUGACCCAAUCCCAGAAAGAAAGCAGGAAAAAAUAAUUCUUAGGCUGUUGAAGCAUUGUCAUUUAGAGAUUUGAAUAUUGAAUGGUAUCCUCACGGUAGACAGAUUCUAAAGUCUAUAUAUGUAUUCAGGCAUUCUGCGUGCAAUCAUAUGUUCGUGAAUCAAGCAUACAUUUGUAUAUUUAAUCAUUUAUAUGAAAAGUAAUUUAUCCCUUGCUCUGCUGCAGGCAACAUGCUAAGGAUCUAAGAAUGAAAGCAAGAGCCAAAACUCUUGAGUUCAUGGAGCUGGCAGCCUAGGAGAAAAGACAGAUUCCAAUAGCACAUGGUACCAGGGAAACAUGCCCUGGGGAACCCAUCAGGCUUUUACAUGCCAGUCACUCUUCAGCCAGAGAUGUCUGAGUUCUAAGAAAUAUGAAAUGAGACUAUAAAUAUUAAAGAAAUGAUAUUUUGCAUUUCUUUUUCCCAAGAGUCUUGGUCCUGUUCUUAAAAAUGGAUUUGCGACCAAGACUUUAAGAUGAGACAGAAAUACGACGCCAAUGGGAGCUAAAACUCAUGCUGUUUCUCAAGGAUGGAACUAGAAGCAAUAGGCAAAAUUUGCAGUGGGUUUUGACUGAAUACAACAAUGAAGUAUAACUAUUGUCUUAGAGUGGAGUGGGCAACCUUACAGAAUUACACACAUUUAGCCCCUGGGAUUGUUUGUGAACAGAGGCUCCCUGACCAUCUGGAGGGAUGCUGUGAUUAGGAACCUUCAUCUAAGGAGCUGAAAUCAGAUGCUGUGUUUUUUUGAAAUUUUGGGGUUUUUUUAAAAAUCAUGAAUGGCCGGACUUCAUUUUUAAAAUUUAUGAAAAUCUUUGAUUUUUUUAAUGUUUAGAACACCACAUUCAGGGGAAAAAUCUAAGAGAGAAUGACUUUUGGUUCUCAUUUAAAUAAUUUUAAACCAACUAAGCCUGAAUUUAAGAGCUAGUGCAAAGCAAACAUACUCAGUUGUCUAACUUACUCCAAAAUGCUUCUGGAAGCAUCACGGAUUUGGAUGAAUGUUCUAAGGCAUUCUUAAGUCAUAUUAGAAAUUGGUUUUACUGUCCGUCCAAUGUAAAAACAAAACAACAACAAACAAACAAAGAAGUGCUGUGAUUUGAUAUUCUCACAUUUAAAUGUAAUCUACAACCACAGAAGAAAAUUUUGCCUAAAUGAUAUUUGGGAUCCAAGUGAACGGACACAAAAGACAAUCAUGGAAAAUGCCUUUGCUUCUGCUGCAGGCCUGAUAGCUGCUAGAGAGCACUCACCCAUGCAGAUGAGUGAUGAUUCUGAAUGUUUUCCGGAGUUUUCCUCUUUUGAGCCAAAUGACAUCUGAAAGGGAUCCCUUUGUGGUGGAAACAACCGAAACGAUCUUAUUUCUCAAUCUUUUAGUGAAACACAUAUAGCUUUCAAAAGAAAAUAGUUGAAAUAAGUCAAAUGUAUACUGCUUACUGUUAUUAUACUGUUUAUUACAACUUCAGUAAUUUUUAAAAUUUUUAGGGUUUUAGCAUUUCGAUGCCCUUGUGACACCUUUGAGCUUCGGUACAAAUCCAUGCAAUGGGUCAUGCAGGUUAUUUUAGGUGAAAAAAACAAAUCUCAACACAGUGAAUUCAACUUGCACAGAUUCCUAUAGUAAAUGCUAGAACUGCGGCCAAAGCAAACAUCUCUGAAUGUUACAGACUAACACGUCCACGGUAGAUGUUUGCUGAGUAAACCGUCUCUCCCCGCCACCCCUGCCCACUGCAUUCACUGCUGUUUUACAUCGUGCAGAUUUCCAUAGUUUAGAAGGUGCCUCCUUGAAAAGAUAAUGACUUAACAUCCCACAGCAAAAGUUGGGUAGAACUGAGGAAAAUGUGAAGUUAAAAAGUCAAGAGUUUUUGCUAUCAGUGGCCUAUCAGGUUGGGCAAAGUUCAAGGGGAAAAACGGUCAAAUGUUUUGGUGCCUGGCUGGAUUUCACAAGCCGGUAACACUGAGGAUGACUUCCAGGUUUCUCUAUGAUUCUCAACAUUUAAAAGUGUUAGUACUGUUUUCUCUCCUUGGAAGUCACGAUUGGAAUGAUAUUUUAGAAUUCUAUACCCAAAAGUAUUGAAAAUGGGCUUGCCAUUCAAGACUCCUUUGCUGUAAGUGGGUGGCCAUGCAAAGCUACAUCUGUCCUACCAUUACACGCACAGAGGUCUGAUACACCUGCGGGAAGUUCUGCUGACUUUGAAAUGGGAAGAAUAAACAGACUGGAGAGAUUCUUCAAUUCCUGCUCUCAUCUUUUACAAGGCACCUUGACGGGCAGCUCAGUGACCAUGUAGAAGAAGGAUGUUUGAUCUGGAAAGAGGACAAAGCUAGAUCAGGAACAGGAAUGUUUGGAGGAGACAGGUGAAGAAUGGUGAGAUUCAAGUCCUCUAGGGCAGACAAUAUGCAGAAGAAAGCAAGGACAGAAGAAUUCUGAACAGACAUGAAAAGGAGGUGACUUUAUUACUUCUAGAAGGAUUUCUUUUUUUCUUAAACAUUACAUCCAGAAAAAUGGAUGGGGCUUUCUGGGAAACAAAGUGACUUACUACAGCUAGGGUUUUUUUCUAGUAUUUCAGCGAAAAUUAACCACCAAAUGAGGGAACAGGGAAAAGCACUUCCAUAAUCGUGAGGGAGCUUAGACUAAAAGACUCCUUUGAUAUUUUCUCAUUUUAGAUUUCUGUGACUUUGGACCCAAGCAGAACUCAUUUAAAGGCCUCAGCCUCUUUAGUUUCCUGCCAUGUUGAUGGCAAUUAAAGUUUUUUGUAAAAACACCAGUCAUUGCAAAUAUAGCCCAGAUCAUUGAGAAGCAGGUUUUUCAUGACACCGAAACAAUUUGUUUUGCUUAUAUACACACCUGCCUGUGUGCACGCAUGCACAGACACACAGAACUCUCUUUGUCCAUUGCUAGUCAAUUUCCAAAUCUCCUGAGUAAGAUUUGUAUUCCUACUAAGACAGAACAGUCACGGGUUCAGUAAUUAAAGAGAAAAAAAGGAUCUAGUGUUCAUUUUCCUACUUUCUACCCAUUUGUUGUUUGGGGUAUGUGGUUGUGGCUAGGGCUUAGAGAAGGAGCAGAAGAUCUCUAUUUUCUGGUAAAGAGGCAGUUUUUAUAACUUAUUGCCAUUAAGUAGGACUUAGUCUUUUAUCACUAGACUGGUGUUGCUAUGUUUGUAGACUAUAGUUUUCUUUUAAGUCCAUUUUUUAAAUCUUUUUUAAAGAUUUAUUUAUUUUUAGAGAGAGCAUGUGUGUGUGAAUUGGGGG